AACAAAGUACAUAAACGCCAUCAAGUUCAAGAUAGCAAAUCCCAAAUCAGCAGAUCGGGAAAAAAUGGCAGGAUUGUUCGACCAGCAAGCAGAUCUUUACUUAGACGCAAGGCCAACGUAUCCCUUCCAGUGGUAUUCUAUGCUUGCCGCUCGCACUCUCCACCGCUCUCUGGCUUGGGAUGUGGGCACAGGCAAUGGUCAAGCUGCUAUUGGUGUUGCUGAGCAUUACGAGCAGGUGAUCGGCACUGAUGUGAGUGAAGCCCAAUUACAACACGCAAUACCGCACCCAAAGGUAAAAUAUCUCUACACUCCGUUGUCAAUCUCCGACGAGGAAUUGCUAUCUUCAAUCGGAGGUGAAAACUCAGUCGAUUUAAUCACGGUGGCUCAAGCAGUUCACUGGUUCGAUCUACCAAAGUUCUACUCUCUGGUAACCAGACUUCUACGGAAGCCCGGCGGUAUCGUCGCCAUCUGGUGCUACAACGACAUCGCCGUUAGCCCAACAUUUGAUCCCGUAAUGAAGCGGUUCCACGACACCACGCUUCCUUAUUGGAACCCCAACAUUCAGUACGUUUUUGAUGGGUAUAAAACACUGCCUUUUCCAUUUGAAAGUGUUGGUUUGGGAUCUGAAGGGCAGCCAUUGGCGUUGGACAUACCUAAGAAACUGUCGUUCGAGGGAUUGUUGAGAAUGUUGAGAUCUUGGUCGGCGGUUGUUACAGCGAAAAAUCAGGGCGUUGAUUUGUUGUCUGAAAAUGUUGUGAAAGAAUUGAAGAGUGCAUGGGGUAGGUCUAAUUUGGUUAGAUCAAUUGCUUACAAGGCUUUUAUGCUUGCAGGGAAAGUCAAACUAUGAUUUUCUUUGGGAAUUAUAAGACUGUAGCUUAAGCUGUUUACUGAUAAAUAGUUUACUUAUGUCUUAAAAUAGAUAGUUUCUGAUAUAUCAGUAAGAAUUAAAUAAAUAAAAUAAUAAUAUUUAUGAAAAAAAGGUUUUGAAUUAAGGAAAA
Molecule: messenger RNA, 998 nt
Organism: Gossypium raimondii (Peruvian cotton)
Lineage: Eukaryota; Viridiplantae; Streptophyta; Magnoliopsida; Malvales; Malvaceae
Exons: 2
Coding region: 65-847 (260 amino acids)
Molecular function (GO): S-adenosylmethionine-dependent methyltransferase activity
Source: RefSeq, a predicted model, not a curated record